This is a messenger RNA of Hippocampus comes (tiger tail seahorse), 10453 nucleotides long. It is a transcript of the gene tenm2a, whose product is annotated as teneurin transmembrane protein 2a. Bases 472 to 8841 code for a protein of 2789 amino acids. Gene Ontology annotation, biological process: heterophilic cell-cell adhesion; signal transduction; neuron development. Gene Ontology annotation, cellular component: membrane; neuron projection. The transcript has 37 exons. Gene Ontology annotation, molecular function: protein homodimerization activity; protein heterodimerization activity; calcium ion binding. NCBI's taxonomy places the organism in Eukaryota, Metazoa, Chordata, Actinopteri, Syngnathiformes, Syngnathidae. The record is from RefSeq and is a predicted model, not a curated record.
CCGUUUGUUGAUGCCUCUCGCGGUAUGUCCGACAGCGUGUCUGACUCGUUCUCUUCAGUGAGGACUCGACGUUUGCGCACUGCUCCGUGUGUCAGCUGUAUCGCAAUUUUAUAAAGUUAGAGCUCUCCCUGUGUUUUUUUUCUUUCCUGCAACCUGCUUUGGCACCGGAUGUAUUGCUCCGUUUGAGUCCCGCGUAUGCUAAAAUGUUUUGCGGGAGAUUUUUUUGCUUCCUUUUUUUCCCCGCAGCUUGUCCGCAUACUGUAGAGCCUUAUUAAGACCAGGAAGGCAAAGAAAAGUAAAUACACGUGCUAAACCCUUUUGUUGGGCGGCAAGAAAAAAAAAGUUGCACAUCGAAGACGGAGGAUUAUGCGCUGAACGCUUCUGGAAAACAGGUUACUGAAGUGCAGAUAAACUGUUGUGAGGCCAACUUGGAGUCGUACACUUGCCUCCAACGCCCUGACACACGCCAUCAUGGAUCUAAAGGACCGAAGGCAGCACUCCCUGACCUGCUCCAAGGACUCCCCUUAUAACACCUCAUCCCUGGAUGCAGAUGAGUGCCGCGUGCCAACCCAGAAGUCGUACAGCUCCAGCGAGACACUCAAGGCUUUCGAGCAUGAGCAGAGGCUGCACUACAGCGGUUGCGUGACCGACCUUGUUCACCACGAGGCUGAUGAGUACCCAAGACAAGGAGGGAACUUUACCCUGGCUGAACUGGGAGUGUGCGAUCAAACACCUGCUCCUCAUCCCGCUGCUGUCCCCUACUGUCCUGAACUGGGCCUCCUCCAAAGGGGUUAUUCCCUCAGCGCUGGCUCCGAUGCAGACUCUGACCCGGAUGGCCCCCUGUCACCGGACAGAGCCAUCCAGCUUUGGGCUGGAGGAGGAAGGGUGAAGUCCCGUCGCAGCUCCGGUGUGUCCAGCCACGAGAACUCUGCUCUGACCCUCACCGACUCUGAGAAUGACAACAAGUCGGACGACGAAUCUGGUCGCCCAAUGCCUCCAACCUCUUCCUCUUCCCUGCUCCCUCCUUCCCAUCCGUCCUCCUCGUCCGCCCCACACCAUCCCUCCCCUGGCCCGUCUCCGCCCAUCAGGGAGUGUCAGGUUCCCCUUCUGGAGAAAAACUCCACCCAUUCUCACCUGGAGCCCCACCCAGAUGAUUCAUACUUGCUCCGGGCCCAGCCGUCCUCCACCGGGGUGGCCAACCACCACACCCAGUCCAAACUUCGGCCUCCGCUGCCCCCUCCACACAACCAUCACACCUUGUCACACCAGUCUGCAAACAGCCUAAACAGAAAUACCCUGAGAGGUGGCCGCAACCCCAUUCACGCCCCAGCCCCAGGAACCGGAGACGGACCUACCACUCCCGAGUCUGUGCAGCUCCAAGACAGCUGGGUACUCAACAGCAAUGUUCCACUCGAAACCAGGCACUUCUUAUUCAAGACAUCGUCAGGGACCACCCCGUUGUUCAGUAGCUCCUCUCCUGGCUACCCUCUUACUUCUGGAACGGUGUAUUCUCCACCCCCUCGUUUGCUACCCAGAAACACGUUUUCCCGCUCAGCCUUCAAGCUCAAGAAGCCGUCCAAGUACUGCAGCUGGAAAUGUGCAGCGGUGACGGCCAUCGCUGCAGCUGCUUUGCUGGCCAUCCUGUUGUCCUACUUUAUUGCAAUCAACCUACUGGGUUUGACGUGGCAGCUGAAGCCGUCCGACGGCCCGGUGUUAAACAACGGACUGGGGGCCGCUGUGCCUGUGAACAGUGAUGUGGCCACGCUGCCUUCUGGAGGCAGAGUUUCUUUCCCCCUCGCCCCAGGUCCGUGGACGGGACGGAACAGCAGUAUCGACACGGGCAACAUUGAUGUCGGGAGGAGAGUGACUCAAGAAGUCCCGCCUGGUGUAUUUUGGAGGUCCUUGUUGUACCUCAGUCAAGCGCAGUUCCUCAAGUUCAACAUAUCCUUGGGCAAGGAUGCCCUGUUCGGAGUCUAUAUUCGUAAGGGCCUGCCCCCUUCACAUGCACAGUAUGAUUACAUGGAGCGCUUGGAUGGGAAGGAGAAAUGGAGUGUGGUGGAAUCUCCAAGAGAGAGGAGGAGCAUCCAGACCGUGGUUCUUAAUGAGGCAGUGUUUGUCCAGUACCUGGAUGCCGGAGCCUGGCAUCUGGCCUUUUACAAUGAUGGUCGUGAGAGAGAGACAGUUUCCUUCAGUACAAACAUAAUGGAUUCUGUGCAAGAGUGCCCGCGCAAUUGCCAUGGGAACGGAGAGUGCAAUUCUGGCGUAUGCCAUUGCUUCCCAGGAUUCCACGGCAUGGACUGCUCCAAAGCGGCAUGCCCGGUGCUGUGCAGUGGAAACGGCCAGUACGACAAAGGCUCCUGUGCAUGUUACAGUGGAUGGAAAGGACCUGAGUGUGAUGUCCCUGUCACGCAAUGCCUUGACCCGCUUUGCAGCGGCCACGGCAGCUGCACCAAUGGUAACUGUGUGUGCUCCAUCGGCUACAAAGGCCAGAGCUGUGCUGAAGUGGAUUGCCUGGACCCGACGUGUUCCAACAAUGGCAUCUGUGUGAAUGGUGAGUGCCACUGUAAGCCAGGCUGGGGGGGGCUCCACUGUGAGCUGCCUCGUGCCCAGUGUCCGGACCAGUGCCACGGCCAUGGUGCCUUCAUUCCAGACACUGGGCUCUGCAGCUGUGACCCAAACUGGAUGGGACCUGACUGCUCUAUGGAGGUGUGUUCCGUAGACUGUGGAACACACGGAGUGUGCAUGGGUGGAGCUUGCCGCUGUGAGGACGGCUGGACGGGCGCAGGCUGUGAUCAGCGUGUGUGCAACCCGCUUUGCAUCAAACAUGGAACCUGCAAGGAUGGCAAGUGUCAGUGUCACCAGGGCUGGAAUGGAGAGCACUGCACUAUCGACCAUGGGAGCAUGGUUGACAAAGCAGAUGGCUGUCCUAACCUAUGUAAUGGGAAUGGGCAAUGCACCAUGGGACAGCAGAGUUGGCAUUGUGAAUGUCAGACUGGCUGGAGGGGCCCUGGUUGCAGUGUUGCCAUGGAGACAUCUUGCGCCGACAACAAGGACAACGAAGGAGAUGGACUAACUGACUGCAUGGACCCAGAUUGCUGUAUCCAGAGUCCCUGUCAAAACAGUCCCCUGUGCCGUGGCUCCCGGGACCCUCUGCAAGUCAUUCAACAGAUCCCUUUGUCCCAGACCCGUGUCCAUUCCUUCUACGAUCGCGUCAAGAUGCUUGUGUCACGGGAUGGCACCCAUGUCAUUCCAGGAGAAAACCCAUUCAAUUCCAGUUUGGCAUCUCUUAUCCGGGGUCAGGUGCUGACGACAGAUGGAACGCCUCUGGUGGGGGUGAACGUGUCUUUUGUCAACUACCCCCACUAUGGAUACACGCUGACGCGACAGGAUGGAAUGUUUGACCUGAUAGCUAACGGUGGCGCAUCACUGACUCUGCGAUUCGAACGCGCCCCCUUCCUGAGCCAGGAGCGUACCGUGUGGCUGCCCUGGAGCCAGUUUUAUGCUAUGGACACUGUGGUGCUUAAGACAGAGGAGAACACAAUCCCUGGCUGUGACCUGAGUGGCUUCAUCAGGCCUGAUCCUCUUGUGAUUGCAUCCCCUCUCUCCUCCUUCUUCAGCUCCAAGCCAGGGGAGAAACCCAUCAUACCGGAGACACAGGUGCUGCAUGAGCAGAUCGAGGUGCCCGGCACGAGUCUAAAGCUGUGCUACCUAAGUUCAAGGACGCAGGGUUACCGCUCCCUGCUCAAGGUGACCAUGACCCCCUCCACGCUGUCCAUGGGUCUGCUCAAAGUCCAUCUCAUGGUGGCGGUGGAGGGCCACCUCUUUCAGAAGUGGUUCCACGCCUCGCCUAAUUUAGCCUACACUUACAUCUGGGAUAAGACCGAUGCCUAUGGGCAGAGGGUCUACGGGCUUUCCGAGGCUGUCGUGUCUGUGGGCUACGAGUACGAGUCAUGCGCCAGUCUCAUUCUGUGGGAGAAAAGGACUGUCAUCCUGCAAGGUUAUGAACUGGAUCCCACCAAUCUUGGUGGCUGGUCACUGGACAAGCACCAUAUACUCAACACACGAAGCAGCAUUCUUCACAAGGGAAGCGGAGAAAACAUCUUUGUGACUGAGCAGCCUCCAGUCAUCAGCAGCAUUAUGGGUAACGGCCGCAGACGAAGCAUCUCCUGCCCCAGUUGUAACGGCCUUGCGGAUGGCAACAAACUGCUCGCACCGGUUGCCUUGGCGAUGGGCACCGAUGGCAGCCUCUACGUAGGGGAUCUCAAUUUUGUACGCAGGAUUUUCCCGUCCAUGAACACCACCGGCAUCCUAGAAUUAAGGAACAAAGAUUUUAGACACAGUAAUAAUCCAACCAAUAAGUACUUCCUGGCAGUUGAUCCAUUAUCUGGGGCAUUGUUCAUCUCAGACACCAACUCCCGACGAAUUUACCGUGUUCGCUCAUUAACCGGCGGUCGCCUGCUGUCUGACAAUGCAGAGGUUGUGGCUGGGACUGGAGAACAGUGCCUGCCCUUUGAUGAACGCUGCGGAGAUGGCGGCAAAGCCACUGAAGCUACACUUAUGAGCCCAAAAGGCAUCGCCGUGGAUAAAAAUGGACUCAUGUACUUUGUGGAUGCCACUAUGAUCCGUAAGGUGGACCAAAACGGCAUCAUCUCCACUUUACUGGGAGCCAACGAUUUGACUGCCGUGCGACCACUGAGCUGUGACACCAGCAUGGACGUGAGCCAGGUACGCCUGGAGUGGCCCACAGACUUAGCGGUGAACCCUAUGGACAACUCUCUCUAUGUCCUGGAGAACAACGUCAUUCUGCGCAUUACAGAGAACCACCAGGUGAGCAUCAUAGCAGGUCGGCCCAUGCAUUGCCAGGUGCCAGGGAUUGACUAUAGCCUCAGCAAACUGGCAAUCCACGCUGCUCUUGAGAGCGCCACGGCCAUUGCCCUGUCUCACACCGGCACUCUCUACAUCGCUGAGACAGACGAGAAAAAGAUAAACCGAGUUCGACAGGUAAGCUCUAAUGGAGAAAUCUCCCUUCUGGCUGGGGCUGCCUCUGAUUGCGACUGCAAGAACGACGUCAAUUGCAACUGCUUCUAUGGCGACGAUGGCUAUGCCCCAGAUGCCGGCUUGAACUCUCCUACCUCCUUGGCUGUGUCCCCUGACGGGACACUCUUCAUUGCAGACCUCAACAACAUACGCAUAAGAGCCGUUCGAGCCAAUCGGCCCGGCCCGGCCCUCUCUAGCCCAGCUUUUGGAGGAUCUGGUGGGGCGCGGUAUGAGGUGGCAUCACCCAGGGAACAAGAACUGUAUGUAUUCAAUAGGGAAGGCCUGCACGUCCAAACCAUCAGUCUUGUGACUGGAGAGCCGCUCUAUAACUUCACCUAUGGCCCUGAUGGUGAACUGGCAAGUCUGGUCGACAACUGCAACAACACAGUCAAAGUAAGGAGGGAAGGACUGGGCCAGGGAGGAGGCUCCGGCCUGCUUCGACUGGUGCUCCUGCCAGAGAAUCAAGUGGUGACCUUGGGUCUGGACCCAAGCGGAGGACUGCGCAGUGUUUCAGCUGUGGGUCAAGAGGUGGCUCUCAUGGGUUACAGCGGCAACACAGGCCUGCUCGCCACCAAAGCCGAUGAGACCGGAUGGACCACCUUCUACCAGUACGACAGCGAGGGUCGCCUGACCAAUGUGACCUACCCCACAGGCAUGGUUACGAGUCUCCAUCGCGAGAUUGAACGCUCCAUCACCAUCGAUAUCGAGAGCUCCAGCAGAGAUGACGACGUUACUGUCGUCACCAACCUCUCCUCUGUAGAAGCCUCAUACACUGUGGUUCAAGACCAAGUCAGGAACAACUACCAGAUGUGCAACAAUGGGACCCUGAGAGUGAUGUACGCCAAUGGGAUGGGCAUAAGUUUUCACACGGAGCCCCACAUCCUGGCAGGAUAUGUCAGCCCUACCAUCGGCCGCAGGAAUAUAACACUUCCCACAGACAAUGGCCUGAACUCCAUUGAAUGGCGUCUGCGUAAGGAGCAGACCAAAGGAAAAAUUACAGUGUUUGGCAGGAAGCUAAGAGCACACGGUCGCAACCUCCUCUCUAUUGACUUUGACCGUAACACACGCACAGAGAAGAUUUACGACGAUCAUCGCAAGUUUACCCUACGCAUCAUGUACGACGCUCAGGGCCGGCCAGCUAUGUGGUUGCCUAGCAGCAGCCUGGCGGUGGUCAAUGUGUCCUAUUCAUCCACUGGUCAGCUCGUUGGCCUGCAGAGGGGGAGCAUGAGCGAGAGGACUGAGUUUGAUCCCCAUGGACGCAUCCUGUCUCGCUCGUUUGUGGACGGGAAGGUUUGGAGUUACAGUUACCUUGAUAAAUCCAUGGUGCUGUUGCUGCAGAGCCAAAAGCAGUACAUCUUUGAGUUUGAUACCUCAAAUCGGGUCACGGCAGUCACCAUGCCGAGCGUCGCCCGCCACACCAUGUUCACACACGUGUCCAUCGGGUACAUCCGCAACACUUACAACCCACCAGAGAGCAACGCCUCCAUCAUCCACGACUUCUGUGAAGACGGCAGGCCUCAGGCCAUACAUUACCUGGGCACCGGCCGCCGCGUCCUCUACAAGUACGGCAAGCUGGCCAAGUUGUCCGAGAUUGUGUAUGACAGCACCGCUGUUACGUUUGGCUACGAUGAGACAGCGGGCGUGCUGAAGAUGGUCAAUCUACAGAGCGGUGGAUUCUCUUGCACCAUUCGCUAUCGGAAAAUGGGCCCGCUCAUCGACAAGCAAAUCUAUCGCUUCAGUGAGGAGGGCAUGGUCAACGCAAGGUUCGACUACACUUACCACGACAACAGCUUCCGGAUUGCAAGCAUGAAGCCAGUCAUCAGUGAAACACCUCUACCUGUGGACCUCUACAGAUAUGAUGAAAUCUCUGGCAAGGUGGAGCACUUUGGAAAAUUUGGGGUCAUUUACUACGACAUUAAUCAGAUUAUCACCACAGCUGUGAUGACGCUGAGUAAGCAUUUCGAUACCCACGGACGUAUCAAGGAGGUCCAGUACGAGAUCUUCCGUUCCCUCAUGUACUGGAUGACGGUGCAGUACGACAGCAUGGGACGGGUGGUAAAGAGGGAGCUGAAAAUCGGGCCCUAUGCCAACACCACUCAGUAUCGCUAUGACUAUGAUGGAGACGGACAGCUGACUGGGGUCAAGGUGAACGACUGGUCGACAUGGCGUUACAGCUAUGACCUGAAUGGCAACCUUCAUCUGCUGAACCCUGGCAACAGCGCCCGAAUCAUGCCGCUGCGCUAUGACCUCCGUGAUCGCAUCACGCGGCUUGGAGAUGUCCAGUACCGUUUGGACGAGGACGGUUACCUCAGCCAGCGCGGUUCUGACAUUUUCGACUACAAUUCCAAGGGUCAGCUGCUGAGGGCCUACAAUCGGGGCCCUGGUGGCUGGAGUGUUGUUUAUCACUAUGAUGGGUUAGGCCGCAGGGUCUCGACACGGAACAGCCUUGGACAGCACCUUCAAUUUUUCUAUGCUGACCUCAACCACCCAACAAGGGUGACACACAUUUUUAACCAUUCAAGCUCAGAAAUCUCCUCACUCUACUAUGACCUUCAGGGCCAUGUGUUUGCCAUGGAGGUAAGCAGCGGAGAGGAAUACUACAUAGCAUCUGACAACACCGGCACACCAUUGGCUGUGUUUAGCAGCAAUGGACAGAUGAUCAAACAGGUGCAAUACACAGCAUAUGGGGAGGUUUACCUGGACUCCAACCCGGAGUUCCAGCUGGUGGUCGGAUUUCAUGGCGGUCUGUAUGACGCCCUGACCAAGUUGGUCCACUUCACCCAGCGUGACUACGAUGUCUUGGCUGGACGCUGGACUUCACCUGACUAUAGCAUCUGGCCCAAGAUUGGAAAAGAUCCCUCUCCUUUUAAUCUGUACAUGUUCAAGAACAACAAUCCCCUCAGUGACAUGUUAGAUGUAAAAAAUUAUGUCACAGAUGUGAAGAGUUGGCUGGUGAUGUUUGGCUUCCAGCUCAGUAACAUAAUCCCAGGAUUCCCUAGGCACUCGCUCUAUUUUGUCGAACCACCGUACGAGCUGCAGGCUACCCAGCACUGUGAGAAUGGACAGCUCAUCACUGGUGUGCAGCAGGCGGCGGAGCGUCACAACCAGGCCUUCAUGGCUCUCGAGGGUCGUCUUCUCAACAAGGAACGGCGCAGACGAAAGGAAAAGCCCGGACACUGGUUCGGCACCAGCACCCCCAUCAUUGGUCGUGGAGUGAUGUUGGCCCUCAAGGAGGGCAGAGUGGUGGCUGGCGUGUCAUCUUUGGCCAGCGAUGACAGCCGCAAAGUGGCUCUGGUGCUGAACGGCGCCCAGUACCUGGAAGGCACCCACUACACACAGGAUGGGAAGGACUGCCACUACUUUGUGAAAAUUGGCUCAGCCGACAGCGACCUGUUGGCCUUGGGGCUUACGAACGGCCGCAAGUCACUGGAGAGCGGCAUCAACGUGACAGUCAGCGGCCGCUCCAGGAGAGGGGUGACGGUGGAAUUCGCGGUGCCAUCGUUUGUUCUGAGCAUUCGCUACGGGCUCUCUGCCGACGUGGUGGACGAGGAGAAGGUAAGACUGUUGGAGUUGGCUCGCCAGAGGGCCUUGGCGGGAGCCUGGUCCAAGGAACAGCAGAGGGCCAGAGAGGGAAAAGGAGGCAGCCGCCUCUGGACUGAGGGAGAACGACAACAGCUCCUAACCAUGGGCAGGGUACAAGGCUAUGACGGCUACUACGUACUGCCUGUGGAGCAAUAUCCAGAACUGGCUGACAGCAGCAACAACAUCCAGUUUCUUCGACAGAAUGAGAUGGGCAGGAGGUAACAGCCCACCAUGAAUCUGUCCAACUCCUCCUAAGCCCUUUUUCCCUUCCCAGCCUCCUCAACCCUUUUUCUCUGGAGAUUUCAUCAACAAACGGGGUUACUCAUGGAACGCUGCAGGGACUUUUGAAAAGAGUGACAGAACAUUAUUAUUCAUUUUUCUGCCGCAGGCAAAAAAAAAAAACAAACAAAAAACAAAAACAACAAAAAAAAUUCUAGAGUUACAUUUCGGUUAAGGGAAAAAAAAAACACUGAAUAAGUGAGAAGGCACUACUGAAUAAAUAAGAAGAUUCCCCUUUUUAAAAAAGAUGAUUGCUAUUUUCACCCAUAUUCUUUGGGUCACACUGAGAGCGCCCUUGAGCAUUCAAUGGAGCUCCGCCGGCUCCUGGGUCUCUAUUGGACGCUGAAAGGAAAAAGGACGAGAGUGCACGGCAACACUCCAUUGUGUUGCCGUGGCAACAACACAUCAAAGAAGGACACCAGAGACAGACAAGGCAAUGUUAGAAGUUUGUCCAGCGUCGUCACCUUGUCUCAGGCCUCCCAUUUUCCAUAACUGACUGAGCGGUCUGCUGAUGCACUUCACCACCAAGCAAAGCAACACACAAGCCGAAGCUCUCCGCGAACUGCUACGAACGGACCGGAAAAGUGCACCGUUACAAAGCAAAAGGGAAGAAAGACGGCGAUACGUGUGGGCGUUGGCACUACACGACAUUGUUGAUUUUAAACCGGGAGAAGAAACAUGUUACUACGUAUGUGUCCAAUUACACUAAAUUUCAGGAUGUUGCGUAUUGAUGCCGUAGAUGCUGUAGUUUUGUAUGUUUCAGUCGCAGUAGGAUUGUGAGACCUUCACCGAGGCACUUCUGUACAGAACCCACCGCUCACAGAGUCCAGAAAACAUGCUAAGUUCAUAUUUAUUUUAAUUUACUCAUUUUCUAUUUAUUUAUUCUUAGUAAUAUAUGACAAUCAUGAAUGAGUCAGUCAGUUUAAUUCAAAAUGAAUUGUAACGUAUGAGUUCAUUUUCUUUUGCAAAUGAUGUAUUAAAUGUUCAUUUUGUUGUGUUUUUGUAUUAUUUUAGAUUGCUACCAGGGCAAAUAAUAGUCACUCUUAAAAAAAAUAAUAAUUUAUGUAAUAAAGUGUUUAAAAAUGGUUUAUACUCAAAAUAAAAGUCUUUAAAACUGUGAAAAUGAUUUUUCAAGAUAUAUUUCAAUGUACAGUGUAUAGAUCUACCUUUAUGCAGCACAGUAGAAUAUUGUUCAGAAUAUCGAGUUUUAUAUUUCUAAGAAGUGGCUUGUAACGUGCAAAAUCUUUGGCUGGUAUUACUCCUCUAGAGUUUUGUGGCACUCUAAUAUUGCAUAUCUACAGCAUCAGUCUGCAGUUUUGAUGUUUGUUUGUUUGGUUUUUUUUCUUAUUUCUUCCUUUGUUUUCGGAAACAGAUGGAUUUCCGACCUAGAUCCCAACAGCAGUAGCAGUAAUGGAUCCUACUCACUGUGAAGAGACUCGUGAUGGAUGUCAAACUGUACCAAAUCAGUAUUAUCAAAGGAUAACACGUACGCUCACUAAAACGAGACUCUUCUGGGAAAUUUAUGAAUAAAACAUGAUUGUUUAUUUCAACCCAA